AUUUCGAAUGUUAUCGAUUAUUUUGACAUUAAACUAGUUGGUAAAGUUGUCAAAUGAAAGAAUAGGCAUAAAUUUAAGGUGGAGAUUUUUGCAAAAAGUUGAAGACAUGAUAACUUUGUAAUUACCGAAAUUGUUGAAUAUUUGGAACAGAUUGCAGCUCAAUAAAGAAAUAUUCCAAAAUGAUGUCUGCCGCCGGUACACCAUCCUCAGACCCUUGGGUAAUUUUACAGAGGGAAAGAAUAAGAUAUGAGGAACAAUUUCGCUCCUUGAAACCAAUCAAUGGAAUCAUCACAGGAGAUCAAGCAAAAGGAUUUUUCCUCCAGUCUCAGUUACCUCCACUCAUAUUGGGACAAAUUUGGGCAUUGGCAGACACAGAUUCAGAUGGCAAAAUGAACAUUGAUGAAUUCUCUAUAGCAUGCAAAUUGAUUAAUCUGAAGUUACGUGGUUAUGAAGUUCCAAAAAUGCUACCACCAACACUUCUUGCAUCUCUGAAAGCUGUUUCUACUCCAGCUAUCCCUCCUCUUCCAAAUGCAGCUUUAAUUAAUGCUCCACCAAGACCUGAUCCUCCAAAAGUUCCACAAAUGACAAUGCCUCUCUACACAAUGUCUCAACCUCAACCCAAUUUAAUACCAAAUUUAACAACUAAAACUGCAAAUGUAACUAAUAUGGAGAAUAGUGUGACCCAGCAGUCAUUGAUUGGAAACUUCCAUCCACCUACAGGUGUUGUGCCUACUGGUAUUGUUUCUCCAAUGCCGUCUGUACCUUUGGUACAACCACCUAUUCCUGCAGCUGUACCUCCCAGACAACCUAUCAUGCCAACAAUGCAACCAGCUGCUCAACCUCCUAUUGGAGCUGUCCAACCCUCUGUUACUACCAUACAAUCUAACAUGGCAGUCUUACCAGGUUCAAUGAAUAUGGGUCAGUCCCUUGUUGGCUCUGUACCUCCAAUACCUCCACAACCUCUUAUUUCUGGAGCAAUUGCUCCUGGGGGCCUACCACUAACAAAUGCAGGUGAUGGUUUGUUGUCCGGAGGAUUGAAAGGUGUUAAUGCAGCUCCUGUUCCCGCUGUUGGAGAUGUUAUAGCCAAUGUAAUGCCUCCAGUAAUACCCCAAGUUCCUGUUGCAUCUAGUACUCCAAGAGCAAGUGUGACUAGCUUGGAUAAGAGUGCCCCAGUUGAAUCACCUCAGGCAGAGUGGACUGUGCCACAUCAAACAAAAUUAAAAUAUACUCAACUGUUCAACACUACCGAUCGAACUAGAAGCGGAUUUUUAUCCGGUGUUCAAGCUAGGAAUAUAAUGAUUCAGAGUAAACUGCCUCAAAAUAUUUUAGCUCAAAUUUGGUCUCUAUCUGAUAUGGAUGCUGAUGGCCGUUUGAGUUGUGAAGAGUUCGUUCUGGCUAUGCAUUUAUGUGAAAUAGCAACUACAGGACAUCCUAUUCCUGCCAAAUUGCCACUAGACUUGAUACCUCCCACUUUCAGAAAAACAACUAAGUCUCUAUCCAGGACAGCUUCAAUUUCAAGUCAAGGUAGCGCUCCACCAGAGCUAGAUCCUGCUUCGACUCUUCUUCAAACUUCAUUUGAAGACAAGAGGAAAGAAAACUUCGAAAAAGGACAAGCAGAAUUAGAAAGAAGAAGAAAACAACUUCUGGAUCAACAGAGAAAAGAGGCAGAGGAAAGAGAAAGAAAAGAAAGGGAAGAAAUAGAACGAAGGGAAAAGGCUAGACAAGAAGCAGAACGAAAAAGAUUAGAGGAAUUGGAAAAACAGAUGAGAGAACAGCAAGAACUAGAGAGAAUUAAGGAGGAAGAAAGAAAAAGACAGGCAGAGCAGAGAGAAGCAGCUAGAAAAGAAAUGGAACGUCAGAGACAGCUUGAGUGGGAAAAGCAGCGACUGCAGGAGUUACAACAACAAAGGCAACGUGAACAAGAAAAUGUUUUGAAGCUCAAAGCUAAGAAUCAAAGCCUAACAAUAGAAUUGAGCACCCUCAAUGAACAAGUGAAAGAUUUAUCACAAAAAAUAUGCGAUACACGAUUAGGCGUCUCUAACGUCAAAUCUACAAUUGAUGGUAUGAGAACCACCAGAGAUUCUCAAAUGCAAGAGAUGUCUCAAUUGAAGAAUAGACUCAAGGAACAGAAUGCAAGGCUUCUGGCACUUUCCCAGGAAAAAGUCAAGUUAGAAGCAAGAUAUAAACAAAAUCAAAUGAACGGAGAAUUUGAUAGGAUAGCGUUUGAAAACAGAGAAGUUAACAUUAAAAAUUUACGGGAGAAAGUUGCGGAUAUGCAUGAACAAAUCAAAGGCAAAGAGACGGAUAUCGAUAACAAUAACAGCGUUCUUAAUGGUUUGAGAAGUGAUCUGCAGAACUUGAUAGGAGAAUGUGAAAACCUCUUCCAAACUUAUGCGCCGAAGAGAGAUAUUGUGCAGCAGAUGAAACAAGCGACAAAAUCUGUCGAUUAUAAUUCUUCAUGGAAAAAUGAUUCUGCAUGGAACGAUGAUGCUCAGGUCAGUGAUUGGCCAACUGAUAAUUGGCAAUCAACAGAUUCUGUCCCAGAAACAGAACAGAUUACGAGUGUUGAUUUUGUGAAAUAUAGGGCCUUGUAUGAGUUUGUUGCCAGAAAUCAAGAUGAAAUAUCAUUCCAACCAGGCGACAUUAUCAACGUACCAAAGAUACAAAAUGCAGAACCCGGCUGGUUAGCAGGGGAGAUUAGAGGACAAACUGGGUGGUUUCCUGAGUCUUAUGUUGAACCUAUAGAGGGAGCAGGUAUUUCUGCGGGAGUGAGUCAAGAACCUCCGCUUUUCACCGGAAUGCAAGAAAGCAAGCCACUUGACUUUUUCAGAGGUAUAGCAGAAAUAUCUGAGCCCAAUGAAGCGACCAUCGAACCAACCAGCACAGAUGUUAUUUCUCCAACCGUGGAGGUUGAAACUAUAAGAGAUUAUUAUGUGGCUAAUUACCCUUACCAGUCUCAAGAACCCGGUGAUCUAACCUUCAAUACAGGUGAUGUGAUAGCUGUGAUAAAACAGGAGGGAGAAUGGUGGACAGGACGAUUGAAAGAUAAUGUGGGGAUAUUUCCCAGUAAUUAUGUACAGAAGGUCAAUAAUGCAACGUCUACAACAUCUACAGCUGUUGAAGAUGCGCCUUCUUCUGUAAUGAGUACUACAAUUGAAAAUUCUCAGGCUGACAAUGAAGUUUCUCAAAUCAAUGAAGCUAAGAUUACUGAAAUACCAUUUGAUUCUUCCAUAUCGGCCAGCGCACAGAUUGUCAAGACAAAGAAACCAGAAAUUGCGUCAGUUAUUGCUCCAUAUCAAGCUACUAGUCAGGAACAGCUCUCUUUGCAAAGGGGUCAACUGAUCAUGAUCCGGAAAAAGACCGAUUCUGGUUGGUGGGAAGGUGAAUUGCAAGCGAAGGGUAGAAAGAGACAGGUGGGAUGGUUUCCUGCCAGUUACGUUAAAAUUUUGAACAGCAGUGGAAGGGCAAGUGGCAGAACUACUCCAGUUUCAACUACAAGGAUCCAACAAGAAGUUGUAAUUGAUAAAGUUAUUGCCUUGUACCCUUAUACUGCCGGUAAUCCAGACGAAUUAUCCUUUAAUAAGGAUGACAUUAUUAGCGUAACGGCCAGGGAAGAAGAAGCCUGGUGGAGAGGAGAGUUGAAUGGUGUAUCCGGCUUAUUUCCUAGUAAUUAUGUGUCUCCACUACAGCAACAAUCUCCUUUGCUCGGAGCAAAUCAGAGACAGGAAUGUAUAAGAGAAUUGAUUGAUACAGAAAGAGUAUACGUUGAAGAUUUAGCAAUUGUAUGUAGAGUGUUUGAGCAGCCAUUGAAGAAAAAUAAAGUAAUCUCAAAUAAAGAUAUUAGUCAAAUAUUUUUGAAUUGGGAUGAGAUCCUCAAAUGUAAUGAAGACUUUAUGAAGGAUUUAUCAAGAAGACUAAACCAAGGUGCUGAUGUUAUUGGUGACAUUAUCCUUUUACAUUUACCCCGAUUCACUCCGUACAUUUCAUUUUGUACCAGUGAAUUAGAUGGCGCAAAAUUACUACAGAAUUUACUGGAAAAUUGUACAGCUUUCAAAUAUUUCCUUAAAAAAGCGCAAUUAGAUCCUUCAGUUAAAGGAAUGCCAUUAUCUUCAUUCUUGAUCAAACCAAUGCAAAGAAUAACAAAGUAUCCCCUAAUUAUUGGAAAAAUUUUGGAGAAUACCAAUGAAAAUCACAAAGAUUAUGCACGACUCAAAGAAGCGUUACAAGUAGCAGAAGAUUUUUUGAAUUGCAUAAAUGAGAACAUAAGAGUGAAAGAAAAUCUAGACAGAAUGGACUGGUUACAGAAAAAUGUACAAAAUGAUUUGAAUCUUAUGUUCAAUAGUAACACAAACAAACUAGGUCCAAGAAAAUUACUACACUUUGGUGUUGUUAGUAAAUUAAAGAGUGGUAAAGAGCUUAUUGCAUUUUUAUUCAAUGACAUGUUUAUGUUAGUCCAACCUAGUAAAGCAUCUAAUGUACAAUUUUCAUUUCCCAAGAAUUCUAACAAUAGCUAUAAGCUCUAUAAACAGCCUGUUUUGAUACAACACUUAUCAGUGAGUGUGAAUAGUGCAGAUAACGUAGACAAGAACACAGACUCUAAUCGAGUAUUAAAUGUAACAGAUGAAUCAACUAAACUAUCUUUUCUACUAUUAGCACCUACAGUGAAUGAAUGCAGCUUAUGGACCAAAAAUAUAGAUGCUGCUAGGCUGAUAUAUACAAAAAUAUUCGAGCUCAAUAAUACGAAAUCUAAGACAAUUAAUGGAAUUGGUGUAGUUCUGUGUGUAACAAUAUUAGAAGCUAUGGAACUAAAUUUAACUGCUUGGAGAUACAACAAGUAUAAAUCAUUGAAAAGAAAAGGAAAAAAUCAUGUGGACAAUAUAUUCUGCAAAGUUACACUCGGCGAUCAAGAACAACGAACAGAUAUAGCAAAGGAAUCUACUUCAUGUUCAGCUAAUGGAAAUCCCCCCGUGUCCUUGCUGUUUUGGAAUAAUCCUAUGCAGUUCCAUCUGAAAAAUAUUUAUGAAGAAGUAGUUACUUUCGAAGUUUUUGAACUUAGUGCAUACACUCCAGAUGUUUGUCUGGGUCGCUGCGAGUUAAGAAUUUUGGACAUUUUGAGUGAAACUGAAAAUGCAACUGGGCCACUGAUAAAGAAAUUACUACUCCGUCAAGCUGAAUCUGGCGAAUUAACAAUAAAAUUGGAUUUGCAAUUAUUCAAAAAUUGAAGAAAGCACGUAAUAAAUUUAAUAUAACCUCUCAUAAAAAUUCAAAUUCUUUAUAUUAGUCAAUGCAUGAAAGAAGGAAUUAAGAAAAUGAAUUUUUUCAAUUGAAAUAUCCAAAAAACUUUCCACUUGAUGUACAAAUAUUUCAUCACAUAUCCGAAUGAUAUUUUAAGAUUAUUUAUUAGUAGGUGUUUUAUGAAAAUUAUUAAUUAUUUUCAGUUCAUUGAAUAUUGAUAAUCAAUAAAAAAACACUAUUUAGAGGACUGCAAAUAGAAUAUACUUAAUGCAUUCAGAACAAACUUCAUUACAUCUAUUUUAAGCUCAUAUAAUCAAUUAUUUUGCUUGAGAAAUUAUAAUUACCCAUUAUUAAAUCAAUUUAUUUAAUAUUUUAAUAGUGAAUCGUGAGACAAUAAAGACACAAACCACAAGGAUUGGAAUGUGCUGAAAAAUUUCCUUUUAUUUAUUUAUCAAUUAACUUUAAAAAAAGAUCAAUAGUAAUACUUAACUGUUAUAUUUAAUCUAUUUUAUGCUGUAUUACUUUCCACCAUGUAGGUACAAUAUUUUUGAUUAUAUAUCAAUCAAUAUCAAUAUCUGAAUAAAUUUAAAAUGAUUAAGGAAUAUAUAGAAUAUGAAAAAAUGAUUGUCAGUCAAUUUUAAAUAUUCUGAAAAAUAUAAAACCUUGUUGGAAAUUACUUAAGUUAUACCUACAGUUUAUUAAAAAUUUCUCGGAAUUUAGAACCGAAUUGUGAUAUUAAUUAGCUGAAUAAUAGUAUUUGUAUUUACAUAAUACUGCCGUCAUAUCAAACAUUAUUAUUCACGAGAUCGCAAAUAUUAAAGCCCAUUAAUCUGAAUAUUGACAGGAUAUUUCAGAAUUAUCACAAUUUAAUAUUGAUUUUGAAUAAUGAUAGAAACACGUGUUUAUGAAUUUCGAAAUCGACAGUUAUUUACGAAACUUUUGGAUUCUAUCAUCUUGUUAUAAUUAUGUAAUUAAUAUCUAAGCAAAUUUCAAUUGGUCAAAAAAUAUUUCAUCCCAAAAAACAAAAUUUUUAUUUUCAAUCCAAAGUUAACAAAUCAAAUAUUGUUACAGUAGUUGUAUUCCGGAAUAAUGAAAAAAUUAUUUGAGUGAAUAGAACGGAAAAUCAUUAUAUUAAUUUCUGAACAAUUUAAGGAUUCCUAAAAAUGAUUAAGUUGAAACAGAAAAGAAGCAAGUUACGACAAAUCGAAUUGAUUAUAAUAAUAUUACUCAAUUAUGAAAACAUAAAUUAAUUGAAAGUUUUUGUAUUUAAUCAAAUGUGUACGUCUGGAUGUAUUGAUGGUAGAUUUUAUUGAAUCGUUUAAAACUGGAAUUAAGAUGAAUACAGAUCUUUAAUAAUGUUACUCAAAGAAAUGUUUAUCAAUAUUAUUGCAGUAUUGUGAGAACUGUCUUCCUUAUGAUACUAGCUCUAGUUCUUGUUAUAUCAGCUACAAAAUUAAUAUAUAAUAAAUUUACUUACAUAAAA
Molecule: messenger RNA, 6718 nt
Organism: Harmonia axyridis
Lineage: Eukaryota; Metazoa; Arthropoda; Insecta; Coleoptera; Coccinellidae
Gene: Dap160
Product: intersectin-1
Exons: 21
Coding region: 180-5222 (1680 amino acids)
Biological process (GO): endosomal transport; clathrin-dependent synaptic vesicle endocytosis
Cellular component (GO): clathrin-coated pit; intracellular vesicle; plasma membrane
Molecular function (GO): calcium ion binding; guanyl-nucleotide exchange factor activity; molecular adaptor activity
Source: RefSeq, a predicted model, not a curated record